AAACAAAAUUUGCUUAAAAUACUUUUCCAAACACUUACGAAUUUCGUUGUUAUUGAAACUUUAGAAAAAAACCCGAAUACAGUGCUUUAAGAUCUGACAGUUUUGUGAAAAUCAAAAAAGAAGAAAACUCACUUAAUUGUUAUUCUAUUGAUUUUGAUGAGUUUUGUCAUUAUUUAGAUCAAACAUAUACAGUAAAGAAGAUAAAAAUUGUCCCACAAAUAAAAGAAUUAAGAACAUUUUAAAGAACUUCGUAAUAAUUCACAAACAUGAGCUACAAAAUAAAUUACACAACCGAGGAAAAAAUAAAGUUGGCGAAAGAUGAUUCGAUCGAGAAACUUUAUGAAUCGAAAAAGAAUCAAAGAACAGUUCGGGUCUUAACUGUUUGCGCUUACGUUUUGACCGUGUCAAUGGCUGCGAUUAUUCUGUCGCUUUAUUACGUUUUCUUGUGGGUUCCAACUGAUGAAUCAGCAAAGGAUACUCAAAAUCUUAAUAUAAAAUGCGAGAAGAUUAUCAUCAUUCCUGAGACCAUCGCAAUACGAUUGGCAAACAAUAGCGACAUAUCGGUUGACAAGUUCAUCAAGAAUCUCCAAAAAAUGCAACAAGAUAUCUUAAAUUCCCAAACUAAUAAUCAACAAAGAAUGAACCGAACUGACUUCAAUAACUAUUUGAAUUUUAAAUCAAAGUCAAUUGAGUACCAAAGAGACGCUCCCAAUGAAAAGAAACUACGCAGAAAAAUGAACAAGAAGAAAAAGUUCCAAGAUGACGAAGAUCUCGAUAUGGAAUCAAGCGGUGAAAAAAGUGUCACGACAGUUUUUCCGACUCAAGCUUACGAUUUUUCCAGUGAUCUCAACGAUACUACGAUCAUUUUUGAUCAAGAACAAGACGAUUAAUCUCGUUUUUGUCGAACUCAUCGCAUCUCGUAUACUCGAAUUUAUGUUUAACAAAAGAAAAUUGUCCAAUAAUGAUAAAAAAAGCUUUAAUUUCAUGUGUUAUGCAACUCACUUUCAUAUGUAAAUAAAUAUUUAAUUUCUUCUGUUGAUCGAAACGAAAACAAGCGAGAAAAAGUUUUAUGAUGUUGAACAAUGAAAUUGUUAUCAUCAUCAUCAACGAUACUUACUUAAAAUUUAUGUUCUUUAACAGAGAAAAUGUAUAAUAAAACUCAAUAAUUUAGUUUAAUGAUAAAAAAAAUAUCAGAA
Molecule: messenger RNA, 1196 nt
Organism: Clunio marinus
Lineage: Eukaryota; Metazoa; Arthropoda; Insecta; Diptera; Chironomidae
Source: the annotation of a GenBank genome assembly